AUGUCCAACCAUGGUACCCCUGGAGCCACAACGCCCCUCCAGAUAAUCCACAUUAGUGAAGACAACACCUCCGAUGACUCUCCAACUAACAACGAGCAAAAUUUGGAGCUGGACACUGAUUCAGAGGACGGGGGCAUGCAGCUCGACCUGCCAGAAGGCCACCUGCUACAGUAUGUCGAAGAUGAUAACGACAUCGAAUUCGAUAUGCAGAUGAUGGGGAAUGGGAUAGAAACAGAGCGCGACGAAACUGAAUACACUACACAUGCUGUCAACCCCUUCUCAUCUCAAUCAAACGGGCAUAAUACACCAGCACAGAUGGACAGAACGGACGAACCCACCCAGAGCUCGAAGCCGAACCGAACACGGUUCCGGGGACGCAGGACGAUGCCGGAAGAGCAGUACGCGGCGCUGGCGGUGACGAAUGACUGGGAGCUACUGGUGUCGCAUGCGCUGAAUUCGCACCGGACAAUCCCCCAAACCCGCCGCCUUUUCCAAGCUCGAAUGCUCACCUCCAAUAACCCCCGCCAAGAAGCGGAAUACUACGCUGCUCGCUUCGUCGUGCCCGCGUCACGCUCGGAGCUCAUCUCCGGCCUUACCAGCUCGGGGCGCGGGGGGAGCGAUAUCGCGACUGGCGUGGACAAUUCCACGGCCUAUUUGGUGCCAGGAUCGUACCGGGAAAUCAUAGAUCAUGAUCAAAGUGGAUGGUGGGGGCCCGGCGGGAAGCCACGCGGGAAGAGGAAGAGCGAACGGUAUCGUGGGCUUGGGACGGGGGCGCCGGGAUCGCCGCGCAAAGGCAGUGGGGAGAGUUCCAGGGUUGGCUCGCGAGCUGCAUCAAGAGGCCCUGGUGGUUGA
This is a messenger RNA of Penicillium macrosclerotiorum, 852 nucleotides long. RefSeq lists its product as uncharacterized. The record is from RefSeq and is a predicted model, not a curated record. Bases 1 to 852 code for a protein of 283 amino acids. NCBI's taxonomy places the organism in Eukaryota, Fungi, Ascomycota, Eurotiomycetes, Eurotiales, Aspergillaceae. The transcript is spliced from 3 exons.